AUGACAAUUUUAGCCUCAAUCUCAUCAAUUGGAAAUAUUAAAUCAUCAUCAAAAUCCAAUAUUGCCUCAUCAUCAUCAUCAUCAUCAAGUCAAUCAUUAAACUCAAUUCAAUGUUGUUCUUGUAGUCUGGCAUUAGGAAAUACAGUUGGAAAUCUUGUUGGAGGAGUUUUAUUUGGUACUGGUGUUAUUGUUGGUUCAGUAUUAAACACUGUUGGCAAUAUUACAACUCCAAUUCUACAUCCAGAUUGUGGUUGCAACUAA
Dictyostelium discoideum AX4 is the source of this 261-nucleotide messenger RNA. Its product is annotated as coiled-coil family protein. Bases 1 to 261 code for a protein of 86 amino acids. The transcript has 2 exons. NCBI's taxonomy places the organism in Eukaryota, Evosea, Eumycetozoa, Dictyosteliales, Dictyosteliaceae. The record is from RefSeq and is a predicted model, not a curated record.